Molecule: messenger RNA, 1581 nt
Organism: Theileria equi strain WA
Lineage: Eukaryota; Apicomplexa; Aconoidasida; Piroplasmida; Theileriidae
Product: mitochondrial processing peptidase alpha subunit, putative
Exons: 2
Coding region: 1-1581 (526 amino acids)
Cellular component (GO): mitochondrion
Molecular function (GO): metal ion binding
Source: RefSeq, a predicted model, not a curated record
AUGAAGGUGAUUUUGUCUAAUUUGCAGUGCUUACUGCCGCGUUCUCAAGCCUUUCGUUGCUUGAGUGGUGUCGCCGAAAUAAAUCGCAUAUUGCAGAAGGAACCUCCAAAGUUCGAGCUUGUACCCUUUAAAAAAGAAGAUAUGAACGUUAUAAUGUCUGAGGUGCCAGAUUUCAAGUACUAUUACAUUGGAAAUAGUGAUAGUAAAGAAAAUCCCUACAUGAAUGUGCCUUUAACUACCGGUAUUUAUGUUAAAGGCUCAGAAGGUAAGUACAAGCCUGUGGACCAAGAUAUCAAAUUUGCAAAAUUGGAGAACGGAUUAAGAAUAGCAUGCAUAGAUCGCGGAGGCAUCGAUACUAUGCUAGGCUUGUACGUGAAUGCUGGAAGUCGCUUCGAAACUUCAUCAGAAGCUGGAGUGAGUUCAAUGAUAGAAAAUAUGGCAUUUCACUCAACUGCACAUUUAUCCCAUCUAAGAACUAUAAAGACUGUUGAGACACUUGGUGGAAAUAUAAGUUGCAAUGCAUUUCGUGAACACAUGGCAUACCAUGCUGAAGGCUUAAGAUCUGAUAUGCCAAUACUUUUGAACAUACUCAUUGGCAACGUCUUAUUCCCACGCUUCUUACCUUGGGAACUCAAGUCCAACAAAGAACGCCUAGAUUCACGUAGGAAACAGAUUCAUGAUAGUCCAGAUUCGCUAGUAACUGAAGAGUUACACUCUGUCGCUUGGCAUAAUAAUACUCUGGGCUUACAUAACUAUUGCCCUGAAUCUUCGGUUGCAAAUUAUUCUCCAGAUCUUAUGCGUGAGUUUAUGCUCAAGCACUUUUCCCCCGACAAAACUGUAAUUGUUGGAAUCAAUGUUGAUAUGAAAGAGUUAUCCAAGUGGACAAUGAGGGCAUUCGCUGAAUAUAACUCAAUCCCUAACUCUGUGCGUGAGAUCGAAACACCAGUUUAUACUGGGGGUAUACGUUACAUCGAGGGCCUCACCCCCCUUGUUCAUAUUGCAGUUGGAUAUGAGGUCAAGUCUGGCUGGAAUUCGUCCGAUCUGGUUGUGCUUACUGUUUUGCAAUCGUUGUUGGGUGGAGGUGGAUCGUUCUCUACGGGUGGGCCUGGAAAGGGUAUGCACAGCAGACUCUUCCUGAAUGUGCUCAACAAAUACGAAUGGAUUGAAAAUUGUAUGGCCUUUAAUACUAUUCACUCUGACACUGGAAUAUUUGGACUUUAUAUGGUGGCUGAUCCAAGAUACUCCCGUAAUGUCUUUGAAAUAAUAUCGAAAGAACUUAGGGGUAUUCAAAAGAUUUCGGAAAAAGAAGUAGAAAGGGCUAAAAAUACGCUGAAAUCAUUUUUGCAUAUGUCAAUCGAACACAAGGGAAUAGUUAUAGAGGAUGUUGCAAGGCAGUUGCUCUUUUGUAAUAGAGUAUUAACUCCAUCAGAACUUGAGAGUGCAAUAGAUGCUGUAACUGUGGAUCAUGUUAAAGAUGCGGCCCGUAGAUUAAUUACGAAAUCACAACCCUCAGUAGUUGCAUAUGGCAAUAUAAAUCACCUUCCACACCAUGGUGAUGUUUUAUCAAUUCUAAGCAAUUGA